AACGUAAAACGCUAAAAAAUAAUACAUCACUAACUCAUGUGUCUAAGUAAGCUAAAGAUUGUGAAACUUCAGGAAGCAUACCUGAAAAUCUGAAAUUAGCGGAAGAAAGACUUUGAAUAGCUAUAUAGAAGAAUCAAGUAAUCCGAUAUGCUGAAUAGUAUUGAUCGACGAGACACACGUAUCGGAGUUAAAGGAUAGACUGGUAGUUUGGAGAUACACCUUCAAAUCAAGUCGGCCAAGUUGGAGUCUAGGUUUAGUGACGAAAUGUAUUUGAAUGGAGGUCAGAUCACAAGGGAUACCAAAAAAAGGGAGUUUCAAGUAUCUAGGGUUUAUAAUCCAAUAAACAGGGAGAUUAGCGAUGAUGGUGCUUAUUGUGUUAAGAGUGGGGUGGGUGGAAUGGAGUAUUGUGUGAUAAGAAUGUGUCACAAGGUAAGUUAUGUGGUGGUAACUGGUUAGACCUAUAUUGUUUGUACGAGGUGAAGGCCCAUCAAGAAAACACAUGUUCAGAAAAUGAAGGUAGCACAAAGGGAGAUGUGCAUAGGAGUGGCAGGAAGAGGAAUAGAGUUAUACAUGACAAGGUGGAGUGACCUGUAUGUUGGAUAAAAUGAGAGAAGUGAGAUUGAGGUGGUUUGGACAUGUGAAGAGGAGGUGCGCGAGGCAGUAAGGAGGCGUAAACGUUUGAUUAUAGCCCAGAGAAGAAAUGGGAAGAUGUAAUUAAACAAGACAUGGCACAUCGUACUGAUGGCACGAUGCUAGAUUGAAAGGUAUGGAGGUCCAGGAUUAGAGUAGAAGGGUAGUACUACUUUUACGUGGGAGAGGCAGGGAGCUAAUCUCCUCUUCUCCUUUGUUACCAGUAUUACCUAGUAUUCACAUAGUAUCCUAUCCUUCCAUUUUGGUAUUAUUUCUUACAUUAUUUUCUGUGUUUAUCCUGCUAUUUUGCUGUCAUUAUUUUUCUUUUAGCUCUACUUUGAUUACACUUCUUUUGAGGUUUUAUUGGAAACAACCUCUCUAGCCAUCAAAGGUAGUAAGGUGUGGUAAAUUUCACCCUUCCCGCAUCCCACUUACUGGAUUACACUGGGCAUGCUAUUGUUGUUGUUUGAGGUGAAGAAUGUUGACUCUCUCUAAAAUGUGUACUUGCAAGCAAGAGAGCUACUUAUUUUAGUAAAAGUCUAUUUCAGUUUGCUAUAUGCUUAUGGUUUAUGUUUUACAUAUUAAAUAAAUUACUGUAGCUCUGGUAGAUUCUUGAUGUGUUGUUGUUUGAUUGAAUUGAACCAUAUUGUCUUCUUUUCUAAGAAAAGCAUAUAUGAUAGGGAGUGGGGUUAGGAAAUACAUUGCAAUUUGCUCGGGGAGUAAGUUAUCAUUCUCAAAAAAAAAAGUACAUUGCAAUUUGCCAGGGGAGUAAAAGACUGGACCUUUUUUUCCUGUUGUAAAAGACUGGAUUUCGUUCUAUUGGGGUGCUGGACCAGACAUCACAUUUAUCAAUAAGUAGAAGUUUGGCUUCAGUGUACCUCAUAGUCUGCUCACAUUUCUAUAUGAUGGAACUAUAAUGUUUGUUCCACUUUAAGGCGAAAAUGUAGUCGAUUAUGGACAAAGGAGUCUUCUUAGAUGCUUGUAACUGCCGGGAUCAAGGUCAAGCCCGAGGCACUUAUAUAUAUUCAGAUAAAUGAACAAUGUGGUUUCUGAAUAGUUGUGAGAUGAAUAUGUAUGCAAAACAAACAAGUUGUGUUUUGAACGAAGACCACUUGAGUGGACUACCAGAUGACAUCCUCAUCCAUAUUCUCUCCUUAUUGCCAUUAAAGGAUGCUGUCAAAGGAAUCUGUAACGCAAGUAGAAGAUUUCAUAAGCUCUGGCCAUUCAUCCACACACUCAAUUUUGAUCAAUGCAUGUUUCCAGAACAUGACUGUAACUAUUAUUUGGAAGCUAGUCGUCCCGACUAUGACGAAAGUUUUUUGCACUCCGUUCGUCACGUGCUUCUUCGUAGUAAAAGCCCAACUAUUCUUAAGUUCUGCCUUAAGUUUCAUUUUAGAUUGUCUUAUUCAUUUUGGCAAAGAAUAUCCAACAGCACAGACAUACGGCUGUAUGAUUUCCUGAGGAGUGAGAAAAGGAUGGCUAACGAAAUUGGUACCUGGAUCCAGUUCGCAUUGAAUAAAAAUUUGGAGGUCCUUGACUUGUCUUUCUCUGAGCAUGGUAUAGUUGGGCCACAGGCUCUUUAUGAUCUGCCUAAUUGUGUUCUAAACAGUCCUCAUUUGGUUGAACUCCGGUUGACACACUGUACGAUAAAUGCAAAAAAGAAAAGUAAGCUGAAGUCUCUAAAAACAUUGUAUCUUAAUAAAGUUGUGCUAAUGGGUCAAUCGAUAGAUUAUAUUCUAUCUGGUUGCCCGAUGCUUGAGGAAUUGACAUUGCAGCUUUGCUAUGGCCAUAUAAGAGUGGUUGUGCUCAAUUCAAAUUUAAAGACAUUGAAGCUUGACAUUGGAUGGUCUCUAAGAAGGAUAUAUGUCUCCUGUCCAACUCUCCUAUCAUUAGAUGUGUCUGGAGCUGUGGAUGUGCUGGAUAUUGCAAAUGUAGCAUCUAUUGCUGAAGUGUCUGUCAAACGCAAUCUGAUAUUUGAUUUCGAUGUGCACAAGGAUUACCAAGGGAUAAGAAUAUUACUCCAAACAUUUACCGGGACCAAAACUCUCAAUCUAUGUUCCUGGUUUGCUCUGGUAUUUUCUGCGUGGCAGUUGAAAAAUCUACCAUCUCCGACCUUCAGCUGCAAAUCCCUUCAUCUUAAAUCGGAUUUUAUGAUAUGGAAUCUACCAGGAAUACUGAACUUGCUGAAGCACUGUCCUUGCUUGGAGAAUCUUACCAUUGAAAUUACUUCUUCUCACAAUGAAUUUACAUCCCAUAAACAAUUAUCGUGGUAUCGCCUAUAUAAGUUUGACGCGGAUGAAUACUGGAACAUGGUAGAUGCUCCUGUCCAGUGCUUGAUUCAUCACCUCAAGACGGUGGAGGUAGCUGGUUUCGUAGAGAAGCAUCUUGUGAUUCAGUUUUUGGAAUAUUUGCUCAGGCAUUCCAUGGUGUUAAAGAAAAUGAAGAUAUUUGCAGAAAAGCAAACCGCUAAAUAUUAUGAAGAGAGGCUAUUGAAUAUACCAAAAGCCUCUGCCUCUGCUGCAGUGCUCUUCUACUGAGGUGAACCCUUAGUAGAUACUUUUAGUUCGAACAGUUUGUUUCUGGGAACUCUUUUGGAAUAAACAGUUAGUUGUUAUUGGUCUGUGCACAAUGAAUUGCAAUGUGGACACAGUUUCCUCCAUUUUCUGUAAUAACUGUUGAAGUGCUAUCUUGUUGGAUGUUUAGUGUCUGUGAAAUUGCAUUUAUGGAAAGGCAGAUUGAUGGGCCUUCUAUUAGUUA
Solanum lycopersicum (tomato) is the source of this 3387-nucleotide messenger RNA. RefSeq names its product putative F-box protein At1g49610. Gene Ontology annotation, molecular function: protein binding. The record is from RefSeq and is a predicted model, not a curated record. NCBI's taxonomy places the organism in Eukaryota, Viridiplantae, Streptophyta, Magnoliopsida, Solanales, Solanaceae.